GAACCGGCUCAAACGGUUCAACUGGACCGGCGGUGUAUACAAGUCUUCGUCUCUACUCUUUCAUACCAAGCCUCUGUAAACUUCUGUUUUCCCCUGCUACUCAAACCUUUCAACAUGUGGAUUCUAACCGCCAUACGGAUACUGUUAGUCUCAGCGUUAAUGUCCCUAACGGCGCACGUUUAUCUACUUCUAUCUAUCGGCCGGAGCAACAAAAACAAAGCCGUAGGGUUUUUUCAUCCGUACACCAACGACGGCGGCGGUGGAGAGCGAGUUUUAUGGUGUGCGGUUAAAGCUGUUCAAGAAGAACGUCCUGAUCUUGACUGUGUUAUCUACACCGGCGAUCAUGAUGCUUCGCCUGACAGUCUCCUCCGUCGCGCCGUUGAUCGGUUUGGUGUUAAUUUGAUUUCGCCUCCUAAGGUUGUGCAUUUACACAAAAGGAAAUGGAUAGAAGACAAAACCUAUCCUCGUUUCACUAUGAUUGGUCAAAGUCUUGGUUCGAUCUACCUCGCAUGGGAAGCAUUGACCAAAUUCGUUCCACUGUAUUAUAUGGAUACAAGUGGAUAUGCUUUUACUUAUCCACUUGCCCGCCUUUUCGGGUGCAAAGUCAUUUGCUACACACAUUAUCCAACAAUCAGCUUAGAUAUGCUCUCACGAGUCCAUUCGCAGAGUUCCAUGUAUAAUAACGAUGCGUUGGUUGCUAACAGUGUUCUGCUAUCACGGUUCAAACUUGUGUAUUACACAAUUUUUAGCUGGAUGUAUGGAUUUGUUGGUUCUUGUGCAAAUCUUGCUAUGGUGAAUUCUUCAUGGACGCAUUCGCAUAUUGAGAAGCUUUGGGGAAUCCCAGAUCGAAUUAAACGAGUUUAUCCUCCUUGUGAUACAACUGGUUUGCAGGCACUUCCACUGGAAACAAAAGCGACACCGCCCGUAAUCAUUUCGGUGGCUCAAUUUCGACCAGAGAAGGCACAUACUCUUCAGCUUCAGGCUUUUGCAUUAUCCAUUAGUAAAUUAGAUUCAGAUGUUAUUAGACCCAAACUCCAAUUCGUUGGUAGUUGUAGAAACGACGCUGAUGAAGCAAGAUUGCAGAAUCUGAAAGAUUUAGCGUUUGAACUCAAGGUAGAAGAUGAUGUAGAGUUCCAUAAGAAUGUGACCUACAGGGAGUUAGUAAAGCUAUUAGGAGAUGCAACAGCUGGGAUACAUUCAAUGAUAGAUGAACAUUUUGGCAUUAGUGUCGUAGAGUACAUGGCUGCAGGAGCCAUACCCAUUGCUCAUAAUUCGGCUGGACCGAAGAUGGACAUCGUGUUACCAGAAGAAGGGAAAGAAACUGGAUUUCUUGCCCAAACUGUUGAAGAAUACGCAGACGCGAUUUUGAAGAUUUUAAGGAUGUCAGAAUCAGAAAGACAUGAAAUGGCUGCAGCUGCAAGAAGACGAGCUAGUAGCUUUUCAGAGCAGAGGUUUUAUGACGAUUUUAAAGCUGCAAUUAUACCAAUUUUAAACCAGUCUUAGGGGUGAGCUUGUUAGACGAUGAAAGAUAAAGUAAGAUAAAAGAUGAGGAUGCCCAAAAUAACCAAUUUUCACUAUCUAAAAUGGGUUUAAGAAAUGCUGUCGACUAUCUGACUUCAUUAAGAUUACGGUCUUGGUGAAAAUAGUUUUGUUAAAUGGGUUUUCAUUUUGUUACUGAACAGAUACACAUCAUUGUUAAUAGAAAGUUUUAAUUUUGAUCUAUUGUUGAUGGAA
Helianthus annuus (common sunflower) is the source of this 1734-nucleotide messenger RNA. Its product is annotated as GDP-Man:Man(3)GlcNAc(2)-PP-Dol alpha-1,2-mannosyltransferase. Gene Ontology annotation, molecular function: GDP-Man:Man(3)GlcNAc(2)-PP-Dol alpha-1,2-mannosyltransferase activity. Lineage: Eukaryota; Viridiplantae; Streptophyta; Magnoliopsida; Asterales; Asteraceae. The record is from RefSeq and is a predicted model, not a curated record. The coding region runs from base 115 to 1503 and encodes 462 amino acids. The transcript is spliced from 7 exons. Gene Ontology annotation, biological process: protein N-linked glycosylation. Gene Ontology annotation, cellular component: endoplasmic reticulum membrane.